AAGGAAAAUAAAGCGCGGCUCUUGGAGCUUGUUACCACAUUGGAGUCCGAGUCGCAGUCAACAAGGAUUGUUGAAGGAACGACCAACAAUAAAGAAUCUAUAUUAAGAAACAAAAGAAUAAAUAUGAAUGACGAUAUAGUUCACAGUUCGAAUAAACGUAAAAAAAUGAUGAUUUUGCCAAUCACUCAACAUCAAUUGAUCGAAAAAAUUAAGCAAAAAAAGCAAGAUUCACCCUAUUAUGCAAUGGUAUCAAAGACUUGAUAAAGACGAGUUAUUAAAACCAGAUUUGAUAGAGAAUACACAUUAUUUUUCUUUACCAAUUUUAGCUGUUAGACAUUAUCAAUUAUGGUAUGGCAUACGGAAUCCCUCUCAUUUGAUAGAGAUACCCUCCAAAGUAAUAGAAAAAAAGACUUCUUUGAGGAUAGCAAAGGUGAUUAAACCAGAAGACGAUCUUUUAAAAUUUAAAAUAUAUUUAGUGAAAAAUUCUACCAACAAUUAUUAUACAUUUACUAUGUCACCUAAUUCUACUGUAUACGAUUUUUACAGUAAACUGACCAACAGUAUUCUAAAAGUAGAACCCUCGAAUAUAGUAGAGUUAUGGCUUCUAAAUAAAAGAAAUAAUCAUUUUAUAAGGAGACUUAAUUCUUCUGAUCACUUUAUUAUUACUGAAGACUUGUUAAGCAAUAAAUAUAGUAAUAGUAACCGUUUUGCCCAAAGGAUCGAUUCAUCCACUAUUUCCUUUCAUUCAACUAUUGCAAACUGUUUAAACAGUAUUUCCUCAGCGAAUGUCAUGUCUGAAACAGAGAGUCAUCAUGUAUACUACUUGGCAGUAAAAUUGCCCAACAAGGAGGAGAAGCCUUUAAUAUCAACUAUGACUACUACUGAUGACAAAAAAGGAAGAAAAGGUUUGCGUGGAUUACAAAACUUGGGGAAUACAUGUUAUAUGAAUUCUGCGAUUCAGUGUUUAAGUAAUAUACCUCAACUAACGCAAUGGUUUUUAGAUGGAAAGUAUAUGAAUGAGAUUAAUACAUCGAAUCCUUUAGGUCUUAAUGGUGAACUAGCAAAAGCUUAUGCGUCACUUUUAAGAGAUAUAUGGAAACCAGAUAAUAUAAUAGUCACUACAGGUAAUCAGUUUACCUUUAUUUCACCAGAAGAAUUUAAGAAUACAUUCGAGCGAUUUAAUCCACAUUUUAUCGGAUUUCAUCAGCAAGAUUCACAAGAGCUACUUAGUUUUCUAUUAGAUGGUUUACAUGAGGAUUUAAAUAGAAUAAAGAAGAAGCCAUAUAUUGAAAUGCCUGAUUUUAAUGAUACGCUCUCUGAUGAAGAGAUUGCCAACAAAUUUUGGGAAUAUCAUAAAAUGAGAAAUGAUUCAAUCAUUGUAGAUUUGUUUCAAGGUCAAUAUAAAAGUAGACUGAUUUGUAACGAAUGUAAAAAGGUUUCUAUUGCUUUUGAUCCUUUCAUGUAUUUGUCUUUACCUCUUCCUGUAGAUACUAAAUGGGAGUUAAAUAUCAUGUAUAUUCCUUUUUCAUCAUCUCAAAGACAGCUUAAAAUGAAAAUAAGCUUGAAUAAGGAAGCUAAAGUGAAAGACUUGAAACAAGAAAUUAUCAAUAGUCUAUUUUCUUAUUAUCAUCUUUCCUUCUUAGAUAAUAAUCUUUUGGUAACUAAAAUUCAAGAAGGCAAAAUACAGAAAGUCUACAAAAAUAAUGAUUUAUUAUCACCUAUUGGAGAUGCUAAUGAUAGGAUCCACUUUCACGUUUAUCAGCUUCCAGCAGAUAUAAAUAACCUUCAAAAUUGGGUUAUUUUCCCUGUUUACUGUUUUAUAGCUACUCUUCAUACUCAACGACUCAGUAACUCAUCACUACCAAAAUUGUUUGGGUAUCCCAUGAUACUUGCUCUUAGAGUAAAUAAACUCAAAGAUAUAUCCGAUCUCUAUACUGAAAUCAUAUAUCAUCUUCAAAGAUACUGUAGCAAACCAACACUAUUAUUUAAAGAAGAAAAGGAGAUCAACAUCAGUUCAGUUCAAGCUAACCUGAUGGAGCAGGAGCAGGAGCAGGAACAGGAACAGGAACAAAAGCAGAAGCAGAAGCAGCAUGAUGAUAAAGAUAAGGAUACUAUGAUCCCUAUAUCUAAUUUAUUUAAUAUACAUUUUUUUGAAAGCUGCUGCUCAUCAGAUAUCACCACUCAUGAUAAGAAGGAUGAAUUUUUAUUUCCAGGCUUAAUAAACAGUCAUAUAAUAGAUCAGAACAAACAUGAUGAUAGAACUGAAGCACCCAUAAUCCAACAAGGUCAAGGCGUGUUGAUAGAAUGGAGUCUAUCUAAAGUAGAACAAAUAUUUGGCGUUCGAUCUUCAUCAUUGCAAAGUGAUGAUAAAAUGCUAAAGAUAAUUAAAAAGGCAUGGUUCGAUUAUGAUGAUAUUACGUUAUUAUUAAAUAACAAUCAAGCAUCCAAGUCUGAUACGAUGAUUACUUUAAAGGACUGCUUACAUGAAUUUACAAAUGAUGAACAGCUUGGGAAUGACGAUUUAUGGUAUUGCCCAAGAUGCAAGAAGCAUCAACGAGCAUUGAAGAAAUUAGAUAUAUGGAAGUUACCUGAAAUUAUGGUUGUACACUUAAAACGGUUUAGUCAAGGAAGGAGAGGGAGAAAUAAGAUUGACACAUUUAUUGAUUUCCCACUCUCUAGAAUGGAUAUGUCAAAUUAUGUGCUUAGUAACCGAGAUGGCGGAAAAGUUAUUUAUGAUCUUUGUGCGGUGGACAACCAUUAUGGAGGGAUUGGUGGUGGUCAUUAUACUGCCUUUGCCCAAAAUAGCGAAACCUCUGAAUGGUAUAAAUUUGAUGACAUUCAUGUAGAUAAAAUACCCUCAGAAAAGAUUAAGACGGAGGCUGCUUAUUUAUUAUUUUAUAAAAAACGUUCAAUAUAAAGUAACAUAAUAUUAAAUGGGGUUACAAAUAUAUACUUUUAGAAGCAG
This is a messenger RNA of Cokeromyces recurvatus, 2965 nucleotides long. RefSeq lists its product as uncharacterized. The coding region runs from base 239 to 2917 and encodes 892 amino acids. NCBI's taxonomy places the organism in Eukaryota, Fungi, Mucoromycota, Mucoromycetes, Mucorales, Mucoraceae. Gene Ontology annotation, molecular function: cysteine-type deubiquitinase activity. Gene Ontology annotation, biological process: protein deubiquitination. The record is from RefSeq and is a predicted model, not a curated record. The transcript has 9 exons.